AUGGGAAAUCCACAGAGACCACACAAGAACAAAGACUCGGCCCCGCUCGCAGCUGGAACGUCGAUCAUCUCAGAGACCUCAUCGCUUGUCGAUUCGUCGGUGCUCAAGCCGCAGGUUGUUUCGUUGUCGUCUUUCACCGAACCCACCUCUGUGUUAUCUCCCGAGGUCCCAUCGUUUCCCUCCAUCAAGUCGGCCGUUUCCUCGCCAGCUUUUGACCGGUACGAUAACGGAAGAUCCGUCUUGGAACUGAACAGCCCAAAGACGCUGGCCACGGAUCCCAAAAACCUGCUCUUCGAUAACGGCAUCUGGGACGAGAUCUUUGGACUCAUUGUUGGUAACGAGCACCAAUACGAGUCAAUCAGCGUUUCUCCCUCGGCCAAGAUCUGGACUCCGGCAGAACAGCUCAUUGCUAAUGACGACAGAUACUCGAUUGAUGCUUUCAAACAGUACGAGUCAACUUACCUCUCAGACUCGGGUUAUCUCGAUCCCUAUAACUACCGAGAUGUUUCGGGACUGGUUCCUACAUCGAAGAAGUUUCACAUUCGCAGCAUGAAGAAGUCCGAUCUUCCUGAUGUGAUCAUAUUUCAGCGGUCUGAAAUUGAUUACUCUGUGGCCCAGAUCAACUCGGAGAUUCAGAAAUUGUUCAACCCAUACAUCUCCAAAAUGAUGCUAUUAUUCCUGCGUCACGUGAAUCCGUUCUUCCCGGUCUUCUCUCGAGGACGAUUCUACAAUUUUGCCAAACAGGACACAAAAGUGUUCGCAUCGGUGCUAUUUGCCGGUCUUCUUAUUGUGACCAUCGACUGGUGGGACCGAGAUCCCGAACUGAGUUUAAUUCUCCGUCCAGAUGUGACCAAAUUGAUUGAUAUGACUAUCGACCAGCUCAUGGUAGAGUUGUCUAACCCUUGCUACGGAACGAUCCAGGCUUGCUUGCUGCUAACACAAAUAAUGGGGACCGACAACCAGUCGUCGCGAAUUAAAGAGCUACCCCUAUUGAGUCUUGCUUAUUCGCUCUCACAGGCUAUGGGUCUGAAUGUUAACUGUCUAAACUGGGAGAUCCCAAAUUGGGAAAAGAGAAUCAGACGGCGUCUUUGGUGGACUCUUUUUAUUCAGGAGAAAUGGAUGAGCUUUUCCCUCGGAAAAGGUAGCCAUAUCUCAAAGUCUGACUGGAAUGUGCCGAUGAUCAUGGGCUCAGACUUUGUCUAUUAUCCAGAUCCAGGAGUGGAAGAGCAGCAUCAUACCAACGAGGUCAAGAUUUUCUGUAUAACAGCAGAGCUGACUCUGAUUGUGGACGAGAUUGCAGACGAACUUCUGAAAGUUCGUUCCACUAAGAUGAGCUUGGCCACCACGUACAAGAAAGUGUACGGCUUUUUGACAAGAAUUCGGGAGUUUCAAAAGAGUCACCAGUCGGUGCUCCAGAUAAACGCGAGCGAAUCUGGAGCCACAAGCUGUGCUUUAUGUGUUGCAGUAAUCACACUCAAAGUUGCUCUUUUUCGCACGCUUCUUCACAGGAUCUUAAAUUGGUUUCAAGAAAAGGAAGCUGACGCAAACAAAAUACCCAGUCUAGACGAGUCUGAGAACGACAAACUUGCUACGGAAGCUAUGGAUGACAGCAAGAGGCUGUCGGCAGAGAUUUUAGACGUUCUCAGCCAGCUAAGACCCUAUCACUUUGAGCGGUUCUGGUUCUCCUGGUCAAAGCCCAUUCUCACUAGACCCGAGAGAAUGUUGACUGCGGAAGAGACGCCAUCGAUCACCUGGACAUGGUACGGCUCUACGGCAGCUUUCACAGCGUUGGCCAUAUCAGCCAUUCCUGCGCACCCAAGCACGAUACAGUCCGCAUCCUUUUUAACUAGCUCCAAUGCGCAGUUGGCCAUGAGAGCUAGCACUUCUUCUCUCGGUUUUGUCUCCAGCUCCUUCACGGCUAGUUUGGUCGACAACAGACCAGCACAAAAAGGCGUAAGUCCGUAG
This is a messenger RNA of Ogataea philodendri, 1965 nucleotides long. RefSeq lists its product as uncharacterized. Gene Ontology annotation, biological process: DNA-templated transcription. Gene Ontology annotation, cellular component: nucleus. The transcript has 3 exons. Bases 1 to 1965 code for a protein of 654 amino acids. The record is from RefSeq and is a predicted model, not a curated record. NCBI's taxonomy places the organism in Eukaryota, Fungi, Ascomycota, Pichiomycetes, Pichiales, Pichiaceae. Gene Ontology annotation, molecular function: DNA binding; zinc ion binding.